Molecule: messenger RNA, 8166 nt
Organism: Hyaloscypha bicolor E
Lineage: Eukaryota; Fungi; Ascomycota; Leotiomycetes; Helotiales; Hyaloscyphaceae
Exons: 6
Coding region: 259-8001 (2580 amino acids)
Biological process (GO): secondary metabolite biosynthetic process; fatty acid biosynthetic process
Molecular function (GO): zinc ion binding; oxidoreductase activity; phosphopantetheine binding
Source: RefSeq, a predicted model, not a curated record
GGUCAGAUGUCUAGGAACCCCGAUUUUUCUCGGUAAUCCGACUUCUCACCCGGCGAAUGCCGUUCCUGCGCAGAUUGGCCCCCACGUCGAUCAAUGGCCGAGAGGACAACGGCGUCGGAUUCCCGGCCGAGUACAAUGGUACCGGGUUGGCGGUAAUCUUAGGUCCGCCAUAACAAGCGUCACGCCUCGCAGAGGGACGCACAAAUCUAAUCAUUACGGACAAGAUCCAUUAUUGUUUUCUUUGCCGGCAUACUUUUGAUGAACGCCAUGGGAUUUUCAAGUCAGCCAAACGGACACUCACCCGCCACGUCCAGGUCCACCGCGAACGGCCAAUCGGAGUACACGAACGGUCAUGGGUCCGCCGCCACCACCAAUGGUCAGGGCAGAGCUCCCAAGCCUCUGGUUGAGCCCAUCGCCCUUUGCGGCAUGGGACUGCGACUCCCGGGCGCAGUCAACGAUGCCCAGGCCUUCUGGGACCUACUCCAAAACAAGCGGAAUGGGCGAUGCAAGGUACCAACGACGCGUUACGACGUCGACAACUGGUAUGGCCCUGGAAAGUCCGGCCACGUCAGCUCCAAGUUUGGCUAUUUCCUCGACCAUGUCGACCUCGCCAACAUGGAUACGUCUUUUUGGUCGGCGACAAAGGACGAGUGCGCUUCGAUGGACCCUCAGCAACGACUCCUGCUCGAGGUCGUGUACGAGGCGUUGCAGACGGCCGGGCAAAGGUCGACGGACCUACGUGGCCGCAAGGUCGGCGUCUUUGUCGGCAGUUUCGAGGGGGACUGGUUGGAGUUGGACCAGCGCGAUGUCGAAAAUUUCAGUCGCCAUCGGCAGUCCGGCUCAGGUGACUACAUGGCGGCAAACCGCAUACACUAUGAAUUCGGCUUCAUGGGUCCCAGUGCCGUCAUUCGCAGUGCGUGUUCCAGCUCCAUGAUCGCUCUCCACGAUGCAUGCACUGCCAUUAAUGCCGGAGAGUGCGAAGCCGCCAUUGUCGGAUGUUGCAAUCUCAUCCUUUCCCCGCGCAUGACAGCCACAAUGCAGGAGCUGGGUGUUUCGUCGCCGAGCGGCUACUGCCACACCUUUGACGCUGCCGCCGACGGCUAUGCCCGGGGCGAGGCCGUGUCAGCUGUCUAUCUGAAGAAGCUGAGCGAUGCCCUCCGCGACGGCGACCCAGUCCGGUCUGUGAUUCGGUCUACCUGCCUCAACGCCGGGGGAAGGUCCUCGACGCUGUCGGCGCCCGUUGCGGCCGCUCAUGAGGCCCUGAUUCGCCGCUGUCAUGAGCUGGCUGGCAUAAGCGACUUUUCGAGGACGGCCAUGAUGGAGUGUCACGGAACGGGCACCCCUGUCGGCGAUCCUAUUGAGGUUCAGGCCGUUGCAAACGUCUUUGGCGAGCAUGGAAUCUAUAUAGGAUCGGUCAAAACCAACCUCGGACAUGGCGAAGGCGCCUCGGGGCUGUCCAGCCUUGUGAAAAUGACGCUUGCCCUCGAGAACAAGACGAUCCCGGCCAACCUCAACUUCAACACCCCGAAUCCCAACAUACCAUUCGAGUCGUGCAAGCUCAGGGUGCCAACUGAGCCUAUGCCGUGGCCCAAAGACCGGGACUUUGUUGUUGGCAUAAACAGCUUUGGUGUCGGUGGAUCCAAUGCCCAUGCUCUCCUUGGGUCGGCGGCCUCUUUUGGAGCUGGUCUGGCCGAGGAAUCCGCGUCCGAGAAGACCACGGUCUCUUCGAAGCCCGCAUUGCUCCUGUUCUCGGCAAAGCACCCCAAUGCACUCAAGGCGAUGAUUGAGAGCCAGCAGGCAUAUCACCUCGCCCACCCGAAUCGGCUUGGCAACGUGAGCUACUCCCUCGCCAUGAAGCGGGACGCCUUCGACCAUCGCGCCUUUGCCGUAACCGAUGGGUUGGACGACUGGACUGCCAAGUUUUCAACGCGAACUGCCCCUCCUCGCGAACCGCAAACGCUUGUCUUUGUUUUCAGUGGCCAGGGCGCCCAAUGGGCCCAAAUGGGCAAGGAACUCAUCCAGGUCUACCCAAGCUUCGAGGAGAGCAUCAAGGCCCUGGACAGGCACCUGCACACGCUCGAGGACGACGGACCGAGUUGGUCGCUGCUGGAGGAGCUUUUGCGAGGGAAGAAGACAAGCCGUUUGUCCCAGGCAGAGUUCGCGCAGCCGUGCACCACGGCACUGCAGAUUGCCCUGGUGGACCUGCUGCGACAGUGCGGCCUCACGCCGGACGCCGUCGUCGGCCAUUCAAGUGGCGAGAUCGCCGGCGCGUACGCCAGCGGCGCGUUGACGGCCCGCGAGGCCAUCCUCGUGGCCUACUACCGAGGCCGGGCGAUGCCGUGGGUGGAGAAGGCACUUGCAGUUGAUGGUGUGCAGGGCGGCAUGGCCGCGGUUGGGUUGGGGCCGGAGCAGGUCACGCCGUACCUUGCCAAGGGUGUUUUGGUCGGGUGUGAGAACAGCCCUGAAAGCACCACGCUCACGGGAGACAAGGACGUCCUCGACAGUGUCUUGCGCCGAGUCAAAGAGGCGUACCCGGAUGUUCUUGUCCGCGAGCUGAAGGUGGAUCGCGCAUAUCAUUCUCACCACAUGGGCAUCGCCGCACCGCACUACCUGGCUGAUCUCAAGGCCCGAGGCAUCACGCCGCAAGCGCCUUCAGUCCCUUUCCAUUCCAGUGUCACAGGCAAAGUUAUCCGCAAUGCCCAGGAUCUUGGACCCCAGUAUUGGAUUGACAAUCUCAUCUCCCGCGUACGCUUUUCUACCGCCGUCGCCAGCGUCCUCUCGUCGUCUACUCGGCCGCCCAAGACGUUCGUCGAAGUCGGUCCGCACUCGACACUCGCCGGCCCACUCCGACAGAUUCUCCAAUCAGCGAAUUCGCAAGCCGACUACGUCAACGUCAUGAAGCGCGGCCAGGACGCGAGCAGGGCUUUCCUCCAGGCCAUGGGCGAGUUGUGGAGCCUCCACGUGCCACUGAAUCUCGCCGCCAUCAUUGACAAGGGCGAGUUUCUGACCGACCUUCCGCUGUAUCCGUGGCACUAUGAGGAGCCGUUGUGGGCCGAGAGUCGCCUCUCGAAGGACUACCGGUUUCGAAAAUUCCCCCAUCAUGAGCUUCUCGGCUCCCGCGUCGUCGAGAGCACCGACCACAGCCCGAGCUGGCGGAACGUCCUACGCCUGGAGAGCGUGCCAUGGAUCGGAGACCACGAGGUCUUCGGCGACGUCAUCCUUCCGGGUGUUGGCUACGUGGCUAUGGCGGGCGAGGCGAUUCGGCAGCUGACGGGCGCGCCCGACUUCUCAGUUCAACGUGUGCAUAUCAAGGUGGCCUUGGCCUUGAAACACGACUCUGCAGUCGAGCUCGUCACGCAGCUGGACAGGGUGGCGCUUACAAACUCGCUCGACGCUGCGUGGUACAACUUCAGCAUCUCCAGCCACCGAAAAGCGCCCGAUGGUGGCGCUGGCGCUGGCGCGUGGGUCAAGCACGCCUUUGGCCAGGUUCGUGCCGGCUCCGAGUUCCAGCCAGGUUCGCCGCCAGACGUGCGACCGCUCCAGAGGGUUGUUUCUGAGAAAGGCUGGUACCGCAAGUUCCGCGCUGCGGGUUUGGACUACGGGCCCCGGUUCCAAGGCCUCGCUAACACUACAGCCCAUCCGCCGGCGCCAGAGCUUGUGGCGGCCAUCACCAACGACGUUCGCCUCGCCGAGUCGUACUACCCCGUCCAUCCCGCCGCCCUGGACUGUCUGGCCCAGGCACUCGUUCUUGCCUUGUGCGGCGGCCUGACGAGGAAUCUCGCCCACAUGGCUGUGCCCACCUACAUUGAUGAGCUCUACUGCCGGCCUCCUGCGACCGAAGACAUGGCCAUUCGCGUGCGCGCUACCGAGCGUAGGAGGAAUGCCUACACGGGCGACAUGACAGCCGUCUCUGACGGACAGGUUGUCGUUCAAGCCAGAGGGUUCCGCUUGACCGUGGUGGACAAUAACGACACUGAGGCCGAGGGUCCAAGCAGCAGCGGCGCGAGAUUCCGCCACGGUGCCGUCCAGCUCGAGUGGAAGCCGGACAUCAACUUCGCCGACGUUGACAGGCUGUUCUCCCCAGAUUUGCCGCCCGACCAAGACUUUGAGAUGCUGGACCGAUACCUUGCGCUGUGCGCCAUCGAAGUGGCCGAGCGUGUGCGAAACAUUGAGCCGGCCCAGGACCACAUGGCACUCUUCUCGGCAUGGACGACAAAGUUCGCCGCCGGCACGCAACUCGAUGGCCUGUUUGGGGUUGAAGAGAAUCACAUUCUGCGCGAGGACGGCGACCGCCGGAAGGAGGUGAUGGACAUGCUGUACUCGCAGCUCAUGGACUGCGGAACACGCGCAGCCGCCGAGGCGCUUGGCAGAAUUGUCGAGGCCAGCGAAGCCCUCAUGCGCGGCACCACCGACGGUCUUGGUGUCCUGAUGGACGGCAAGCUGCUGCACGACGUCUACGACGGUAUGCAGCUGACAGACAUGACGGCCUUCCUCGACCUGGUUGCGCACAAGAAGCCCAACCUGCGAGUGCUCGAGAUUGGCGCCGGCACGGGCGGCACCACGGCCAAAGUCUUGCCAGCUCUGCAGUCUGCAUACGGCGAACGCAUGUAUCUCUCCUACACCUACACCGACAUAUCUCCGGGCUUCUUUCCGCCUGCCCAAGAGCGAUUCCACGAAUCCCCGGGCAUCGAGUAUCGCGUACUGGACAUUUCGCAGGACCCGACUGAGCAGGGCUUCGAGGCCGACCUGGAGAGUUACGAUCUUGUCAUUGCUACCAACGUCCUUCACGCCACGCCGCGUAUCCAAGACACGCUGCGCAAUGUCCGUAAGCUUGUCCAUCCUCGCGGGCGGCUGUUCCUGCAAGAGCUGUCUCCCGUCAGCAAGUGGCCCAACAUGAUCAUGGGCGUGUUGCCGGGAUGGUGGCUUGGCGCCGACGACGACCGUCCGGAAGAGCCGUACAUGGAUGCACAGCGGUGGGACAGGGAGCUCACGAGUGCUGGGUUUUGCGGGGCUCAGACCGUCUUCUUUGACGGACGACUGUGCCUCAACAUUGUCACGACGCCCGCAGCGCCAACAGAUGUUGUUUCGAAGGAGCAGAAGCGAGCGAGAGUCAUGCUGCUGGUCCCUGCUCAGGUCAGCGAGACGUCUGAGCCGCAAGUGCGUGCCGUCACCGCCCAGUUGCGGGGCGCCGGCUAUCGCGUCAACGUUCACCAUUUUGCACAAGCUGCGGCGGACCUUGACCUUGGGCCGGACGAGGAUGUUGUCGCCCUGCUCGAUGUGGACAAACCCUUCUUUCACGACCUGAACGAGGCAGGGCUCCGCGCCUUUCAAGGCUUUGUUGCCCAUGCCAAGGAGCGCCGGUGUGGCAUUCUUUGGGUGACGGGUGGGAGCCAGGCCGGCUGCACCGACCCUCGCUACGCGCCCGUUGUGGGCGUGGCUAGAGUUCUGCGUCUCGAGCUUGGUGUGGACUUUGCCACGCUUGAAAUGGGAGGGCACAUACAGGACGGCGGCACUGGUAUGGACAGCCAUGGUGGCCUCGAGGUCGAUGCACAGGCUGUGGCGCGUGUGCUGGACGAGUUUCGGCGCCGGGACAGGGGGGCCAUCGAGACGGAGACGGAUACGACCUGCGAGGCCGAAUGGGUGUAUUUGGCAGGUCACGUUCUGACGGGACGCUACCACUAUCUCGACAUAGACGCCGAACUCAAGAAGCCCCAGCCGUGCAGCGCCAGCGGCAGCAUCGAGACGGCCAUUUCUGUUCCGGAACGCGAGCAACAAAAGACGUACCUCAAGCUCGACACUUGGCGGCCAGGCUUGCUAGACGCAUUGUACUGGAAACGACUGCCCGAAGAGGAGCUUGGGCCCGAAGAGGUGCGUGUAGAGGUUCGCGCAGUCGGGCUCAACUUCAAGGACGUCCUGGUCGCCAUCGGCCUGGUGGCCGAGCCCGAAAAAAUCGCCCGUGGCAUGGGCUACGACUGCAGUGGCGUGGUCACGGCAGUGGGACCCAACGUCACCAAGCAUCGCAUCGGAGACCGCGUCGUCGUUUGCGAGAGCGGCACGUUUGCUACAUCGCUCAAUGUCUCGCAGCUUCUCUGUGUCGGAAUGCCCGAUGACAUGUCGUUCGAAGAGGGUGCGACCAUGCCUCUCGUCUUUGCGACGGCGUCGUAUUGCUUACUGGACGCGGCAUCGCUGACCAAGGACAUGUCGGUCCUGAUCCACGCGGCCGCGGGCGGCGUCGGCCUGGCUGCGAUACAGCUGUGCAAGAUGGUGGGCGCCGAUAUCUACUGUACGGUCGGCAGCGAGGACAAGGUGCGGCAUCUCAUGGAGCACUGCGACAUUCCGCGUCAUCACAUAUUCAACUCGCGCGACACAAGUUUCCUGCCUGGUCUGAUGGCCAUGACGGACGGACGCGGCGCCGAUGUGGUCCUCAAUUCGCUGUCGGGCGAGCUGCUGCACGCGUCAUGGAAGUGUGUCGCCGAAGGUGGCACCUUUGUCGAGAUCGGCCGGCGUGACUUUAUCGGGCAGGCCAAGCUGGCCAUGGAGCCAUUCGAGUCUAACCGGUCUUUUAUCGGCUUUGACUUGGGUGCUAUGAGGAUCCAACGGCCAGUUGUCAUAGCUAGGCUCUUGGAUCGCAUGAUGGAGUUUGCCCGAGAGGGUCACAUCAAGCCCCUGCUGCCGAUGCGGACCUUUGAUGCCGCUUACGUAUCGGAGCCCAUCAGGCUGAUGCAAAAGGCGCAGCACAUCGGCAAGAUGGUCGUCACCAUGCCUGCCAGUGCCGACGCUGAGCUGCCGUCCGAGGCCGCACAUGAGCCGUUCCGUGCGCGCAGUGAUGCCACGUACCUCCUGACAGGAGGUCUGGGUGGUCUCGGCCGGUCCGUCAGUACUUGGCUAGCCGAGCGGGGCGCUCGUCACUUUGUCUUCUUGUCCCGCUCGGCUGCAAAGCCCGAGCACGAGGCUUUCUUCCAGGAACUGGCCUGCCUUGGCUGCACAAGCAUCGGGGUGUCAGGCGACUGCGCCAACUACGACGACGUCGUGCGGGCCGUCAAGGCCGCGGGCAUGCCGAUAUGUGGUGUGCUCCAUGCGUCCAUGGUCCUAGAGGACAACAGCUUUUUGGACAUGUCGUUUGACCAGUGGUCUGCUCCUUUCCAACCCAAAGUUAAAGGCGCAUGGAAUCUGCACAAGGCGCUCUCUUCCGAAAACCUUGACUUCUUCUUCCUCUUCAGCUCAUUCGGCGCCAUGUUUGGGCAAUGGGGCCAGGCCAAUUACUCUGCUGCCAACACCUUCGUCGACGCCUUCGUCUCGUACCGGCAUUCGCUCGGCCUGCCCGCAUCCACCAUCAACAUAGGCGUUAUGGGCGACGUCGGUUGGGUGGCCGAGAACCCCGAGGCGCUCGAAAAGCUCCAGGCCGCCGCCUCUCACGUCAGUCAGGAGAGCGACUUUUUGGAGUGCGCCGAGCUGAUGCUCAUGCGACCCGGGCCCAUGCAGCAGCAGGAGCAAAAGCGCUUUGUACAGCACUCGCAGAUUGGCUUUGGCUUGCGCUCCACGCUGCCCAUCGCGUCACCUAACAACCGCGUCGUCUUCCGCAAGGAUCCCCGCCUACUGGUCUACCGCAACCUCGAGGCCGACGCGGGCUGGUCGUCGGCGCCGACGACGCAUGGACAGGCGGGCGCGGACCCGGCCGACGAGGAGCUAACAAGAUUCCUGCAAGGCGCCGCUGUCAAUAUGGCCGUCUUGCGCUCGGAGGAGGCGACGGCCUUAAUUGCGCGGAACGUGGGCCGUACGCUGUUUGGCUUUAUGCUGAGGCCCGAGGAUGAGUUUGAUGUGCACGCGCCGAUGGCGGAUGUGGGUAUUGAUAGCCUGGUGAGUAUUGAGCUAAGGAACUGGAUUAGGAAGAGGCUCGGGGUUGAGGUGAAUGUGCUGGAGAUUACGAGGGCGGGCAGCUUGCAAGAAUUGGGAGGCUUGUUACAGACGAGGAUGGUAGAAAAGUAUCAGGCUAGGCGGUAGAGCAGGGACUGGUUUAUUCGAGCCCUGCACCGAGAAAACGCAUCGCGGAAGGGUAUAUAGCAGACUAGAAACCAAGGAAAGACCCCCCGCAAUGAAGAAAUGAACAAGCAGUCGAGAACGAGAACGCUACCUAUGCAACAGACUGCCACCCAUAUAUCUACAUCC